AUGAAAUUAUUGUUUCAUAUUCGUUAUAUACCGCCGUCAAUAACUAAACAACUUCUUCAUAGUAAUUCUUUCCAACAACGUUCUCUCCUUCAUACAUGUGUACCACUUCUAAAUAAAGAAAAAUUACCUGAUAAAAGCAAUUCAAGUAAAAAAGAGAAAUUUGAUGAACAACCACACAUGCGAAUUGAAUCAAAAGCUGCAGCCAGAGAAAAAAAUCCGUACAAAUACAUGAUGUAUCAUGAGAUUUAUUCGGAAAAAGAACUUCAUUCUGUUAAAAUAACACACAAAAAAUUUGAAUCAUGGCAUGAUCGAAUUGCUUAUGCAGCCGUGCAAACGAUGCGUUUCUUUUUCGAUACAUUUACGGGUUAUGUUCAUGUGCCUAUUGAAUCAGAAUCGGAUAAAAAUAAAACCAAACAUCGACAACGAAAACCUAUGAAUGAAAAACAAUGGUUAAGACGAAUUAUAUUUUUAGAAUCGAUUGCAGGUGUACCAGGUAUGGUUGCUGGCAUGAGUCGUCAUAUGAAAUCACUUCGUACAAUGCAGCGUGAUCAUGGGUGGAUUCAUACUCUUUUAUCAGAAGCUGAAAAUGAACGAAUGCAUUUAUUAACAUUUUUAGAAUUACGAAAUCCUGGAUGGAUCUUUCGUGCAUUUGUUUUAUUGGGUCAAGGUGUGUUUUUCAAUGCAUUUUUUGUUACUUAUCUUAUUUCACCAACAGUUUGCCAUCGUUUUGUUGGUUUUCUUGAAGAAGAAGCUGUUAUUACAUAUACUCGAUGUCUUCAAGAACUUGAUGCUGGUAGAUUACCUAUAUGGUCAAAAACACCAGCACCAUCAAUUGCUAAAUCUUAUUGGAAAUUAAAAGAUGAUGCUAUGAUGAAAGAUGUUUUAUUGGCUGUACGAGCUGAUGAAGCUACUCAUCGCCAAGUUAAUCAUAAAUUAGCUGAUGCUGGACCUGAUUCACCAAAUCCUUUUCUCACUCGAGAAAAAGAAGAACGAGAUCCACCUGAUGAAAAAGAACAAGACGAAAUUGAUACAGCUAACAAAAAAUAA
Messenger RNA from Adineta steineri, 1047 nucleotides. Lineage: Eukaryota; Metazoa; Rotifera; Eurotatoria; Adinetida; Adinetidae. The record is from the annotation of a GenBank genome assembly.